Messenger RNA from Adelges cooleyi (spruce gall adelgid), 5633 nucleotides. RefSeq names its product neurotrimin-like. Gene Ontology annotation, cellular component: axon; plasma membrane; neuronal cell body. The transcript is spliced from 12 exons. NCBI's taxonomy places the organism in Eukaryota, Metazoa, Arthropoda, Insecta, Hemiptera, Adelgidae. Bases 713 to 2431 code for a protein of 572 amino acids. Gene Ontology annotation, molecular function: protein binding; axon guidance receptor activity. Gene Ontology annotation, biological process: synapse organization; homophilic cell-cell adhesion. The record is from RefSeq and is a predicted model, not a curated record.
CACAGCAGAAGGCCGCCCCUCGCACGACCAAACGCGCUGGGCUCUACGCGUGUUUCACCGACAGAGUCCGACCAGUAUUGCCGCGAUUCUCUGACACACGGGUCGCUUUUCUACGUCGUUCUCCUCUCCGGUGCACGUGCUCGCAGUACUCAUACGUAAACCAUACCAUAACAGAUUUUUUUUUCGGUCCAUAUUUUGGCCCUAUGAAAACCCGUAAAAAAACAGAUUUUUUUUUUUUUUUGAACCAACCGCGUCUAUGAAAUAAAAUCGACAAAGACGAUAAAAAAAAACAAUUUAAUCUUUUAGUAUUAGUGUUAGUGUACUAGAGCUAGCCAUUUUUAUUUAAAAACUUUUUCGCGUGUUUUAGGUUAAUUUUACACUAUAGUUAAAAUUAUUGUAUCUAUAAUAUACUAGUUGUAGUGUUUUCAAUUUAAUAUACGUUUAACUAUACCGUGUACCGCUUACGUUUUUUUUUUAGUGUAACUUACAACAUAAACAAAAAUCGUAUGCGUAUUGACUCUUUUUCGGUACAUCCUACCGUUUGGCUAGUUCCUUUUCGGUGGCUUGUUUAAAAAAAAAUAAAAUAUCAAAUUUCUUUGCACCGUCUGGUGAUUUUUUUCCCAGUCAACCGCGAGUAAUUGUAUCGACGUUAAUUUUCACACCUUUCGGGACGCGGAACACACACACAAAUAUCGGAUUACCGUUUUAAUGUAUGGUUUAUCGGUCUGGGUUCAUUCGCCACCGAUCGAGAAAUUUUCAAGUCGUCCUGAACAUGGACCGAGAUCAGGCCGUUCAUGCAUUCACCAUCGUGUGGAGAUCUAGAAGGUUAUGGUUGUCAAUGUUGGUGUCGUUGCUUCUCUUCAACACAACAGUUUUGGGAGCGCCGAGGCGCACAACCACCACUCCGGAACCGGAAAACCUGCCCUCGUUCGGUAUCACUGGCAAAAGAAUCCGAGUGGUCACCAACGAUACCGUCGUGUUACCGUGCGACGUCGUCAACAUAGGAGUAUACGCUGUGGUUUGGAAAAAAGGCAUUGCCGUGUUGACGGCCGGACCUAUUGUCAUAACUCCAGACAGGCGAAUUAAGAUAUUGGACGGCACUAACCUCCAAAUCACUAACAUUCAAACGGACGAUGCAGGAAACUAUGUUUGUCAAAUUGGUACCAUGCAACCCAAAGAAAUAUCUCACACCGUCGAGAUAUUAGUGCCGUCAAGGAUAAAAUAUGUUACUUCUGGUGGUAAUAUCGACACCAAAAAAGACGCAAUGAUUAAACUGGACUGUGAUGCAGAUGGGAAUCCACCACCCAAUAUCACAUGGACAAGAAGGAACAACGUACUACCGAGCGGUGAUAAGAACUUAACCGGAGAUACACUUAUAAUACAAUCAGCGACCCGACAUGAUGCUGGAGUAUACAUUUGCACAGCUUAUAACAACGUCGGCCAACCUGCCGAGCAGACAAUCACCGUUAACAUAUUAUAUCCUCCGGAAAUAUCACUGGAACGUGACUGGGUUCAUACCGGUGAAGGAAAUGAAGCAUUACUUGUUUGCAUAGUAAAUGCCGAACCACAAGCAGAGGUGUCUUGGUAUAGAGAUACUUUAAAACUGGACACAAACGAACGUCGAAUCACAGAAGUGCGCGGAAGCAGGCAUACGCUAAUAGUGAGAAAAGUGCAGGCUAGUGACUUUGGAAAUUAUUCCUGUAUGGCCGACAACAUCGUAGGCAAGACCAAGGCCACACUUGAACUUUCAGGAAAACCGCAUCCGGUAAUAAUUACUAGCAACGCCACUGGACGGCACAUGAACGACUACAACCUGUCUUGGACGGUAGACAGUUACACACCCAUCGAAGAGUUUAAGCUUUUUUACAAGAAAGUGCUACUGCCGAACGAGGUGGACACUCGCAAUCAGUACCAAUGGCCGAAGAAACCCAGAAACGACUACAACGAUGCCAUGCUUGGCACUCCUAUUUACGGCUACAACAGCAUGAGGAACGAAUGGAACGACGUGGUCCUUCCGGCUUUGCCAAGCGAGCAAUUCACCCACCGCAUGUCCUACAUCAUCCGCGGCUUGGAAGCUGGCAGCGAAUACGAAGCUAAAGUUAUGGCCAAGAACCGUUUCGGCUGGACCCCAUUGACCCCGGCAUUCAAAUUCACCACGGCCCUUACUCCCGAAAUCGGUCAAUUCUCGGUUAUAAACGCUUGGAACUCGCUGUACAGAGAACUACGCAACGUAUUUUCGCUAUGUUUCGGUCUUGCACAGACAGGGAAUGAUGAACCGAACCCGAAAUACCAAGCAUCCCGCGGUAGCUCAAUAUCAUCAAGAUCUGGAUCCUCAAGCAUUGCCUCCACCUCUUCUUUCAUAGGAUUCUCCCAACGCAGCUACAACAUCGCCAUCGCUGUCAUCGUCUCAAUCUACUUCACCUUGGUCUAAGCAUCUUCUCAUCAAAACCCCUCAUUUUUUCCAACCCAAAUUUCAUCAAUCAAAUAUUUAUUCUUGCAGUGGAGUGAAAACAAUUAAACAUUUCUCUUAAUAGUUAACAUGAAAAAGGACUCAUAGAUAAUUGGUAAUAGUCGAUAUUUGUACAAAUUUAAAUCAUCUGUUGGUUUUUUUCAGAAAGGGGUAGGGGUUAUAAGGGUAGAAAUUAGAAAUGAAAAAUCACGCUACUGCGUUGAUAUCCAUAAGUAAUGUCAAUUUUAUACACAUUAAAUUAGCUGUUUUUAAAGCCAAUUAAAACAAAAACCAGCAAAUACGCAUUGAUAUGAAAUUACAGUUACAAUUUAACAACCGCAAAACAUUUUUUAGUAAUUUACAGAAAGUUAGGUUAGUUACAAUAUAUACUAUAUACCGAUGGUAUUUAUGAAUAACAUAAUAUAAUAAUUGACAUUUCUUUUGGUAAUCAAUUUAAUAAAAAGAGGGGGGGGUGCAAGCCAAUAAUUUUACAAGGGGGGUGGAGAAGACGAGGAAGUAUGAUUUUGAUCCAAAAUGAAAUUCAUAAAUAAUGCCAUAUUUACUUAAAAAUAUACACACAGGCAGUGUUAUACACAAGUACGGCGGCCAAUUUUAUGUAGGAUUCCCACCGUCAGCACAGUUGUCCUCUUCAUAGUUAAUAGACGAGCGGACGGUAAACUAUGACGAGGGUACUUCUGUUGACAGCGGAAAUCCCGCGUAAAAUCCGUCACCAUUCUGAUGUAUAGCACUGCUCAUCUAAACAUUUGAAUAUCAAUGAUAAAAUAACUACUUUACUGUAUGAUGCCCACUGAUUCUAGUCCCGUGCUUUCGGUAUCUUCAUCUUAAUUUGUCCUAACCGAAUGUCGUUACCGUUUGCGCGACGCGUUCACAAUAAGUUAUCCUUACUCAUCCCUUGGUAGUUCGUUAACAGAUAAUGAUAAUAUGGCAUUCGUCCGUUUUCCGUGUAUUUUCGGAUACACUACCACAUAUUAUACCGUCGCCGACCAACUGGCAAAACUAUAAAAAAAAACACAUUAUGAAGUCUCGUCCGGCUCGUACGGGAUCCUCGCCAAGACAGUACUUAUUCCACGAGCGCUUGCGAUAAUAAAGCCAUCGCCAAUAUUCGUGGUAAUGCUGUCGUUGUUGAUGUUAGAUCCGACGAUCUUACUCGAGCAAAAUUCCAUCGACCGGAUCCAUCAUCGAUUCCACGUGCAAGAGCUUUCUAGGCCUUUUUUUUAGCGAUAGACAGGCAUUCGUCAUAAGACAACGAUGUGCAAACGUAUAUUAAACGUUGUAUUCGCGUUCGUGUGUUUUCAAAAUCGCUACUUGAUUCGACAACCGAUCGCAUUGGACUUAUAUAAUCUACUCAUUGCCGAGUGUUGUCACGUGCGUCGCCAACGUGCAAAUACAUUACACGGGUACUCGCAACAAAAGCCGGUACGAUAACGAAAUCUACGGUUAUAACCGUGUAGACUUAUUCAUCGAAUAGUCAAACGUUUCCGUUGCCCGACGAUGAACUUUCAAAUAUAUUACCGAGGCCUACGCAAACAUGCCGAAUAGUGUGAAUGCGACACAACAAUAAUGUUGUUUUCGGAUAUUUACAAGACGUGCGCUGGGUAUAUGGCGCAGGUUUGCUUUUGGUUUUUUGCCCUGUAUUAUAAUUGAGUAAAAUCCUGAAAAGAAAUGAGGGCAAUAAACAUACACGAUCGGCACGGCCGAAGAUUACUGGGCAGUUGUCACAACUGCUCUCGAGGCCGAUGCAUAUUUUUUGACUUUAAACUAUAACGAUAAUCGCUGUGUUAUUAUAACUUUAAUCGUACUAUUGCAUUGUUUGUACCGACAUUAUACGUUUUUGUUAAGGUUCCAAUAUUGUAAGGUUUAUCGAGUUGAAAUAAAAAUAAAAUCAGUAGAGUUAUAAUGUAGGAUGCACAAUUAUAAUUAGCGCGCGCGCUUCUUUUAGUAGGUAUGUAACGCACACUAACAGAUAAUUACAUAUUAUAUUAUAAAAUAGAAAAUAAAUGAUCAUCAUUAUCCCCUAAGUAUUAUACGUUUUUGUUGUCCGUUAGCAUACGACAACUGUAGUCGUCCUAGCGUCACUAAUAAUAUAUUAAUAAUAAUCAUUACUCGUAAUUACGUUUAUUAAUUAUUUAAAUAGAUUGUAAUCUGUAGCUGUAUAGACAUUUUCUUCUUUAUACUUAUUAAGUAGAUUAGAUUUGAUUAAAAAGAACCGCUAUCGCUUCCGAACGACUCGAUUGGGAAAUGGCAAAACCGAGUGUCCAUCUAGAGGAAUUUCUCAAAUCAUUUGUCUACUAAGUAAAUAUGUUUUCUGCAAUUAAAAACGUAUUUUUCAACAAUGGAUUAUCGACAAUACUUAAUUCUUUUUCAGAACACCGUUAUUAUGUAAUUAACAUUUAAAAAAAUAAACUUUCUUUUAAGACCUUAAAAAAAAACACAAUUUCAAAAAUAAUAUAGCGUACAUGUUCAGUAAUAAUUAUUUAUAAAAAAUGUAUUCUUAUCUACUUAGGGCGAAUUGCAUUGAGUAUUUCUCGGGGAACACUCUGUACAGAAUAGUAUUAUGCUAACGACAUAGGUUCACUCAGACUGGAAGUAAGUAAAGAAGUUUCUUAGCUAAUGUCAACUGGACAAGGGACUUAUAAAAAUGCAGAGUAUAUUGAAAUGUAGUCGAGAUUAAAGUUGGAGAAACUUGAUUUUUGUUGUAUUUUUCAUUCAUCUCUCGUCUCGUAAGAAAAUGUUAGGUCGCGUGCUUAUUAAUAAUUAUCUAAAGAAUCCAUGUUAAAAUGAAGAUGUGCAGAAUUCUAAACACAAAAAAGAAAGAGUUAAACGAAACAAUAUACUUUGGCACCGUCUCUUGUUGUAUGAUGAGCGCAAAAGGGUUUGGCUGUAUCGUUAGUAUUUUACUAAAUAAGAAAGGUUCUUACAACAACGAUUAUGUAUUUUAAGAAACGCUUGAAGGGUAAUAGUGAAGAAAAAUUAAAUGUUAAAAUUAUUCCAUAGAGGUAGUUGGAUAAUGAUACCCAUAUAUUAUAAAUUAUAUUCGUGUAUUUAAAAUUAAUCAGUUAUAUAUAUAACCAAAAAUAAAACGUAACAUAUAGUAUAAUAUACUAUUAACUAUUUAUUAUAUUUAAAUAUUUGAGCGGUUUGCGAUUAAAGUUUUAUUGUAAAA